UUCUAAAUUAUAUUUUCAUAAUUUUUAACAAAAGGUUGAGGUAUCCGUUCCAAUGCAACAGAUGCUAGAAAAGACUGCCGAAAGAUUAUGCGUAGCUGUUACAUCAGAUUGACCCAAAACUGCUAUGAAUAGUAUAGAGUUGUCGGUAACGACUGGAUUUGAUGGUGCCUCUGGCUAUGUUAACCCUCAGCAGAAAUUUUACGAUGAGGAGAAUGAUGACCGAAGUCCAUAUCAGUCGCUAUUUGUAUGCGGAGCUCUAAUUAUCCAACUUAAAAAUCUGUCCAGUCCGAAAUACCUCUGGAAUAAUCCUACACCUCAAAGCUACCGUUUUUUUCGGCCCUUGAAAAUCGCACAUCAAAAAGAAGACAAUGAAAUGGCUCUCGAAGAAUACAAUCGUUUGGGCGAAGAAAUUAAACACCUUAAGCCUUUCAAAUUUACAAUGGGCAAAGGCGUUACAGUGAUGGUUGAAUUUUCAGUAUCAAGAACCCUUUUCGAUGGGAAAAAUGUGAACGCGAUUGUAGGAAACAAAGCCACUCAAAGAUGCCCAAUGUGUCUAAUAACAUCCCACAAUUUCAACAAUCAAAAUGUUUUCAUACCAAAGGAAGGCUCACUAUCCCAUGGCUUGGGCCUUUUACACUGUGAAAUAAAAAUUUUCGACCAUCUGCUUCAUAUUGCUUAUAAACAAGAAGUGAAAGUAUGGGAUGUCACCAAAAACAUAAAAGAGUCUGUUGAUUUGUACGCUGGUCAAGUGAGAGAUAGAUUAUAUAAUGCUUUUAAAAUCAGAGUGGAUCAAGUAAUACAAGGCAAAGGGACAUCCAACAAUGGAAAUCUUGCCCGAAAAUUCCUUGAUAGACCCAAACACUUUGCCAACGCUUUAGAUAUUGACGAGGAGUUAGUUUGCAAUCUCGCUACUAUCACUAAAGUUUAUAGAAGUGCGUUGGAGAUUGAAGUAGAGGAGCUUAAAAAGUUUAGUGAUUUUACUUAUAAACUCCACUAUAUAAAAUAUGCAUGGGCUCGCAUGAACCCUUCCAUGCAUAAAAUUUGA
Rhagoletis pomonella (apple maggot) is the source of this 1045-nucleotide messenger RNA. RefSeq lists its product as uncharacterized. The coding region runs from base 125 to 1045 and encodes 306 amino acids. Lineage: Eukaryota; Metazoa; Arthropoda; Insecta; Diptera; Tephritidae. The transcript is spliced from 2 exons. The record is from RefSeq and is a predicted model, not a curated record.